UGAGGAAAUGAAGUGGAGCAACCGAGUGAAUACACCCCUUUAUUGCCUUGCAAAUAUCACUCUGCCGCAAACACAGAGUACUUUGCCCAGACAUAUCAGCUCAACACUGGCCUGCAUUUACCACUCUGACAGCUGAUGUUGGACUGAACUCGUCUGAAGAUUUCCUUUUUUUGUUCGAAGCUGCGUUUUGCUGUUUUGACCAGGAAACAGUGCUGCUAUGGCUGACGAACAUUCUCAGCCACCUCCCGCUGUUGCGGCCUCUAAGCUUGACCAAGUGCAAGGUCAGGUAAAUGAGGUUAAAGUUAUUCUGACAGACAACAUCAACAAAGUGCUGGAGAGAGGCGACAGAUUAGAUGAUCUGAUUGGCAAGACGGAUGACCUGCAGGCAUCUGCUGACUCAUUCCAGAGAACAUCCACGAGGGUGGCCAGAAAAUACUGGUGGAAAAAUGUUAAAAUGAUGAUCCUAAUCGGUGUGAUUGUGCUGAUCAUCAUCAUCCUCAUCAUCCUUGCUGCCACAAAAGUUAUAUAAAUUCCACGUUUACCCACUCAAGGCUGAAAGCUACAAACAUGGCGCUUACUGGCAUUUGAAUUGCUCUUGCAAGUGAUCACUUCAGCUUAAGCAAAGACAUGUAAAUUCAAAGGGCUAAUGACUGUUGAUUAUGUUAUUUUGUGACAACAUAAUGUGAAAAAGAAAUUGAGAGCAGCAGAGAUUGAAGUGAUAUCAAGUUAGCUGAAAUACUUUAACACUCCAACAGUCUUACACGUGUGACAUAAAACCACUCUAUUAAUGGAACAGAAAUUCAAAUGAGUGUUUAUUUUUAUUUGUCGCAUUUCUUCAUGUCCAAUACACUGUAUAUAUAUUGUAUGUUUAUGACUGUCAAACUCUGUAAUAACAUAUUUAAUACAUGACUGAUGACUAAAGAUAAUAAAUUGUAAUAACACAUUUUGUAUCUUUGCUACCACA
Oreochromis niloticus (Nile tilapia) is the source of this 964-nucleotide messenger RNA. Its product is annotated as vesicle-associated membrane protein 8. Gene Ontology annotation, biological process: vesicle-mediated transport. The coding region runs from base 218 to 529 and encodes 103 amino acids. Gene Ontology annotation, cellular component: membrane. The record is from RefSeq and is a predicted model, not a curated record. The transcript has 4 exons. NCBI's taxonomy places the organism in Eukaryota, Metazoa, Chordata, Actinopteri, Cichliformes, Cichlidae.